Messenger RNA from Podospora pseudopauciseta, 1733 nucleotides. RefSeq lists its product as uncharacterized. The coding region runs from base 1 to 1362 and encodes 453 amino acids. Lineage: Eukaryota; Fungi; Ascomycota; Sordariomycetes; Sordariales; Podosporaceae. The record is from RefSeq and is a predicted model, not a curated record. Gene Ontology annotation, cellular component: plasma membrane. The transcript has 3 exons.
AUGCGCCACGCAAAGCUUUUCGCGGCCCUGGCCACGGGGGCGACAGCACACCACGCGCUCUUUGCGCCGGGUAUGCAUUGUCGUGGCGGCAACAACCCAGCAGUGGACGAUCAAAACACCAACCUCGUCGUCAACCCCCUCUAUAACCUCACCAAGGAGCAGUGGUGGAUGCAAGCGGACCGAGGCUGUAACGUCGUGGGCCCCCCCAGCGGACAGUCCCUCGCUCUACCUGCAGGAGGUAUCUUUACUGGUGAAAUCGCCGAGAACCGCGCCUUCACCACUCUCUCCUACAAUGGUGAUCUCACGACAGACUGGACAGACGGACGGGACCACCCUGUGAACUGGACCGGCCCCAGCACAGGAGAGGGCUGUCUGGUUAACAACCCUGACGGGUUUGGUGGUCCGUUGCAUACCCAGAACGAGACCAGGGCCACAGGCACUGCGCUGGCGAUUUCGUACAAUUCCAACUUGGCGAAGGUGAAUAUGGAGAAUUUGGUUGUCAUCUCUGUUGCCCCCAACACCCCCUGGAAACGCCUGGUCAACUACCCCAUCCCCGCCGACCUCCCCCCCUGCGCCCCAGGCCAAUGCUACUGCGCCUGGCUCUGGGUGCCCGACGGAUGCGGCGAGCCAAACAUGUAUAUGCAAAACUUCCGCUGCCACGUUCCAGGGAGCACGUCAGUUCGUCGGUUGGGCGUUGCCCAGCCCCCGGUGUAUUGUGCGAAUAACCCUUCUGCUUGCGUUAAAGGUCCAAAACAGAUGAUCGCCUGGCAUCAGCGGACUGGCAACAACGUUGUCACCCCGGGGGACGUCACACCGCCGUAUAACUCCAAGAUGGGCUUUUUCGCAGGAGCGCAGAACGAUAUCUUUGAGCCGAGGGUGGGGUGUUUUGUUGAUUCUGACUCUCCUCGCGUUCUGCCGCAUCAGAUCAGUAGCAUUACCGGUGGCAUGACAACGGAGAAGUGUAUUUCUGCCUGUGAGACGGCGGGAUAUUUCUAUGCGGGAGUCGAAUACAGCACCGAAUGCUUUUGCGGCAACUCCCAGCCUGGGUCGGGGUUGUUGGUGGCUGAUGGGCAGUGUGAUAUGCCUUGCGCGGGUGACGGGGGAGAAACAUGUGGAGCGGGGUGGAGGAUUGAGGUUUAUGGGACGGGGAAGUACCCGGCUAGUUCUUACACUCCUGCUGUGUCGCCUGUUUUGACUACGUCGACGUGGCUGUAUCUUUGUCCUGAGGUUCAAUGGGGUGGGAGUUGCGAGAAUAUCAGGGUUGGGCACGCGGAGAAGUGUGUCAGUUUGGCGGGGACUGACCUUUACAAGAGAGUUAGGUCUGCUGGGCCGGAUAUGGGGAGGUGUGUGUUGUUUAGGUGAGUACACUUGGUUCUGCUGGUUUGAACUUGCUGUGAUGCUAACGGGAGCGUUUAGGGGUGAUAACUGCGAGAGAGACUCGGGGACUUACUUCCCGCUGGUAUACCCAGGGGUUAAUAACUUUGGGACGCAAAAUGAUGCUUGGGGAUCAGUAAGAUGCCGGCCUUGAUAUCUGGAGGGGGCAAAGACACUAGAUAGGGGAAAAGCUGGUCGAGGGGCAAAAAAGAGGUAUUAUGUUUGUGUGUAUUGAAGAAGGAGCGCUACUUGUAAUGAACAGCCGUGACAGCGUCUAAGGGUCGACACUGUAAUUCUCCAACUCUAAAUCUACAUCGUGCCUUUUCUGAUGGGUGCUAAUUUCAUCAGAAACAAUUGUA